AAAACUAUGGCUUCGUCCAGCGAGUCGGACUCGUACGACAGGGCGAGGGGAAACAGGGCGAGGGGGCGGGAUGCUCAACGGAGACAUGGACGGGACAGCCGAAGAGUGAACGGGAGUGUUCCUGAAGCGGCUAUCUCGGAGAAGAUCAGCGACCUGGCCAGCACUUUACAGGACACCAGUAGGAACUUGAACAAAGUUGACCAGAUGCUGGGCCAGUACAGAGGUCAUACAGAUGACCAGGCUGAAGCAAUGGCACUGCUGAGGGAGAACCUGGAGGAGUCGAUCAGCCAGCUGCAAGCACAGCGAUUGAGAAGGUCCAAUGGUGCUCGGAGUGCCUCGGCCUCCACCCUGCAUACAAGUGACCUGGAAACUGGCUCUGGCUCAGAGGGCCCACGUUUCUACCCCACUUCUCCUCUGAAGGACUAUACUGGUCCUCCUGGAAGAAGAAGGAGGUCUCAGUCUGCAACAGUUCGAUUCACGGAUACCAGCUUGGCAGGCGAGGAUAUCCACAGCAUGCACCAGUCUUUGAGGGACCUGCAGAGCAACCAGCAGAGACUGUCAGAUGAUCUGGAUAGAGAGAUCCUCAGGAGGAACAGGUCUGAUAUUGAUACUAGGAGGGCAAUGGAGAACCUCACAGAUUACUUGACACCCUCCCCGAAACAGGCGCUGGCGGUAGAAUCUCGAGUGGAGCAACAUCUGCAGGAGCUGGAGAGGGAGGUGCACUCCGAGUGGCAGAGUGACGAGAGAGCGAGACGGCCAAGGCAGCGGGUGGCCAUGUCUGAUGAUCUGCAGGAGGCUGUAAGGACACCCCAAGCCCAUGGGCAGGAGAGAGUGGAAAACAUCAGAGCCAGACUACUAAAAUCGGAGCGAGAGAAGACCAAGACAGAACAGGAGCUGGAGAAAGCCAGGGGAUUGUUGGAACAGUCAGAGAACAACAGAGACUCCCUCCUGCAACAGGUGGAAGAUAUGCGUGGCGAGCUGCUGAGGACAGAGAAGGAGAAGCUGGAGCUUCAGGGCGCCCAUCUGGACCUGCAAAGGGAGGUCUCCCAACUCUCAGUGCUGCCCUAUGCCCAGCACAUGAACAGGGAAGACAGAGGAGGACGAGGAGGGCCAGAACGCUCAGAUCUGGUAAAAGAAGUUGCAGAGCUGCGAGCCCAGCUGAGCAAGGCCUCCAUCCUCAGUGAGGUAGAUGAUCUGAGGAGGGCUCUGGAACGCAAAGAAAGGGAGCGGGUCCAGCUCUGCACUCAGGUUGAGGAGCUGUCAUCAGACCUGGCAAGCCGAGAGCAACAGCAGCUGCGCAUUCUGGCACAGUUAAAGGAAAUGCAGGGCCGAGGCCAGGAGGAGAGAAAAGAGGCAGAGGCACUGCUCCAGGAGAGCAUGAGGAGCAAAGAUGAGUUGAAGACCAGGGCCCAGGAUGCUGUGCGCCAGUGGAGAGCUAAGUGCAGGAGACUGCAGAAGGAGCUAGAGGAGAUGAAGGCCCAGACUCAGCUUCAUAGUGAUAAGGCCCGACAGGCAACCAAGGAGAAGGAGAGCUCCCAGACCCAGCUGAAGGCGCUGAGUCUGCAGACAGAGGCAGUCCACAGGGAGCUCACUGACGUCCUCAGCCGAUUGGCCCAGCGUGAGGAGGAGCUCCAUCGCAAGGAUAUGGAGCUGUCUGAGACCAGGCAGCGUCACCUGUCAAUAGAGCGGGAAAUCCAAGAGGUGAGGCUAGCAUCAGCAGUUUUAGAAGAGGAGGCCCAGCGUCACACUGUCAUCCAGGCACAGCUUAGGGAAGAGAACCAAAGGCUGGACAAGCAAGCUGCCAAACAGACCCACUGCUCCCAGAAGGACCAGGCGGCCCAGGCUGAGCUUCAGGCCACCCUGAAGGAGCUGACCUCAGCUCGAGCCAAGCUAGCCCAGCAGCUGUCUGAGGAGGAGAGCUCCAGGAAGGAGCUCCAAAGGGGCAUGUCGGAGCUACGGGCCAGACUGACUGCUGCCCAGGAGGAGAGAGCCUCAUUGGGCCAGCAGCUACAGCUGGAGAGAGAGGUACACCAGAAGGAACUGGAUAGCCUAAGGGCCAUGGUAGAGGACAGCAAGGCCAAGAGGGACCACGGGCUGCAGGAGACACUCAGGCUUUGCAGGAAGGAGCGGGAUGAGAUGCAAGCCUACAUCCAGGAGGUCAAGGUGGAUGCCGCAUCAGACAGGGAACUGUGUAGGGCACUGCGUGUCAAGCUUGAGAAGAUGAAGGAGGAGUGCGACAAGCUGAUGGAGGAGCUGCGCACCAAAGAGGAAGCGCACACACUUCUCCAGAGGAUGUACCAGCAACUCAAACAGGAACUGGAUGACAAAGUCAGGUCAGGAUAUGAGUGGAAACGUGGUUCGGAGGUGGAAUCUAUCAUGCUGCAGGAGCAAGUGUCGAGACUGGAGGCAGAGCAAGAGACGGUCCUUUCUUCUGUAGGGGAGGAGUUAGACGCAGUGUGCCGCAGCCUGGCUAGAGGUGGGGAAGACAAACUGCAGGCCAUCUCCCAGAAACCUGAGCUGGUCAAAGAUCCUCAUCGAUGGCUAGCAGAAACGAAGCUCAAGCUACGUUGGCUUUGCGAGGAGGUGAGAGAACGGGAGACACGGGAACUACGGCUGAGGAAGCAACAUCAGCAGACCAGGGAUGAGCUGAAGGCCCUGACACAGAGCUGGGACUCUGACCAGGACAUGAUGCUACAGCGCCUGGACCAGCAGGAAAAGCUACUGCACUCCCUUAGCACAGAGAAGACAGAGCUAUUGAAGAGGAGUCGCAGGAAGGAGGAGACGAUGAGGAGCCUUCAAGAUCGUGUGUUGGAUCUUGAAAUGAGCACCAAAGUAGCCCUAGACCACCUGGAGUCAAUGCCAGAGAAACUAAGUCUCAUGGAGAACUUCAAGGAUCUCGAGGAGUCUCAGCGGCAAAACGAGAUAAUGCAGCAGCGCUACACUAAAUCGAAAGAGAUUGUCUGGGACCUGCAGCACAAGCUGGAUGAGUCCAAACGCAGGACUCAAGAGUACAAAGACGAGAAGUUGGAUGCCACCUCAAGGAGCCUGAAACUGGCUGCCCUCUCGUCCUCCAUUAAAAGCCAGAGCACUUUUCUUAGUAGUUCACUGAUGUCUGACACACUAUCUUCUCACAAACACCAUGGCAGCCUAGAAUUGGACGUCUCACUCGUCAACGGGGGCAAGACCUUCACUGACCAUCUCAACUGAACCCCCCCCCCCCAUCCUUCUUUCCAAAUGCCUAAAGACACUGCUUACAGCCAAACCUGAUACUGUGUACCUGGUGCUUGUCCAAAACAAAAAAGAGCUUGAAUUCACCAAAAGGUCUUGCACUUAACAGAAUCCUCCGGACUACCUCAACCUGGCAAACACUAAAGGUGCUACGCUAAUAGCUCAUUAUCAGAACUAAUUAAAUGGGGGGAAAUGUGAAGUUCUGAUAGUACAGGGAGGACCUGUAGGAAUUUGAAAUGUUAUUUAUAAGAACUUGAUGUGAAUGUAUGUAAUAGAGUGACACAUUUAAUGUUACUCAGUAGGGCGCCAAAACAUCUACGUGGCCAUUUUAACAGAUUUUUCUUUUUACUGGACUGUAUUUUUUUUUAACCAUUGUUACACAAUUUUUAACCACUCAACAAACUCAGCAUUUUGGAAAUUAGCAAAAAGUCUACAAUUGUCUAUUUAUACAAGUAGUUUUAUCAACUGUUUAGCUUUUAAAACAAUGAAUGCUCUGAUGUUAUACGACAAUGUGAUUGUGCUAACUUGGUUCAAUAUAUAGUUUAUCUAUAUUUUUCUGAAAGCUCUUGUGCCUUUUGAAGUUUAUAUUCAAUAUGGAUUGUAUUGUGCUUGUUAUGGAACAGUUGUAGCAAAUCAGCUGUGUUUUUAACAGCUCUUCCAACUGCUUUUAUUUUAGUAUUGACUUUAUAGCUUUUGCUUCAUGCAGUAUUUGUACAAAAACUUGCAAUAAAUGGAUAUUUCUUAUGAAAUGUAGAGGAUGCAUAUAGACUAAAAAUAAAAUCUCCAUAUAGCUAAAU
This is a messenger RNA of Lampris incognitus (smalleye Pacific opah), 4025 nucleotides long. It is a transcript of the gene cep128, whose product is annotated as centrosomal protein of 128 kDa. NCBI's taxonomy places the organism in Eukaryota, Metazoa, Chordata, Actinopteri, Lampriformes, Lampridae. The coding region runs from base 7 to 3207 and encodes 1066 amino acids. The transcript has 25 exons. The record is from RefSeq and is a predicted model, not a curated record.